This is a messenger RNA of Salvia miltiorrhiza (redroot sage), 762 nucleotides long. RefSeq names its product 40S ribosomal protein S23. Bases 195 to 623 code for a protein of 142 amino acids. Gene Ontology annotation, biological process: translation. Gene Ontology annotation, molecular function: structural constituent of ribosome. The transcript has 4 exons. Gene Ontology annotation, cellular component: cytosolic small ribosomal subunit; ribosome. The record is from RefSeq and is a predicted model, not a curated record. NCBI's taxonomy places the organism in Eukaryota, Viridiplantae, Streptophyta, Magnoliopsida, Lamiales, Lamiaceae.
GCGGCAGUGUACAGAAUGAAUUUGUUCUGGAAUAGCUAAAUAAACAAACAUUAAGCCCAAAUCGAGCAUUUUCUGCUUGUAAGCCCAACUUGAAAAGUGGGCCCCUAUUUAUUAUAUCAUCCAAUUAGGGUAUUAUGCCACCAUAGUUUCAGGCGCUAGUCUCCGUUCCUGCGUUUUCACACAACUCAUCAACAAUGGGGAAGACACGUGGUAUGGGAGCUGGUCGCAAGCUCAAGUCCCAUCGCAGAAUGCAGCGAUGGGCUGACAAGUCAUACAAGAAGUCUCACCUUGGAAAUGAAUGGAAAAAACCAUUUGCUGGAUCAUCUCAUGCUAAGGGAAUUGUGCUUGAGAAGAUAGGCAUUGAAGCUAAGCAGCCUAACUCUGCCAUCCGUAAAUGUGCUAGAGUUCAGCUCAUUAAGAAUGGAAAGAAGAUUGCCGCCUUUGUCCCUAAUGACGGUUGCUUGAACUACAUCGAAGAAAAUGACGAAGUACUGAUUGCCGGAUUUGGACGAAAGGGUCACGCUGUGGGAGAUAUUCCCGGUGUUAGAUUUAAGGUGGUGAAAGUAUCAGGUGUUUCCCUCCUUGCCCUUUUCAAGGAGAAGAAGGAGAAGCCUAGGUCUUAAGCCAUUUUGCUACUUGAAGUUUUGUUGCUGAAACUUGGUUUUACUCAUCUUUUUUCAAUUAUGUCAAACUUCUAUUUUGUUAUAUGUAAGAGUUCAUGAACAAGCAUUCAGUGAAUUUAUCGAGUAUUAUUAGUUUGAA